CUUCAUCCUCCACCACAGGUAUCUCUGACUGCCAGCCAUGUACCUACACCUGCUGUUUGUUUGUCUUGCAUCAGUCUGUUGGGUGUCUGCUGAUGAAAAAUCAUGCAAUACUACAGAAUAUCAGGCAGCUUAUGAAGAACUUCACAAAGAGCUUGGCUUGUUGGAUAAUAGCAAUGCAACUAACCAAGUCCGGCCUCUGAGUUAUGACGACUAUACUGUGGUUUUAUGGGAUUUGUAUCUGAGCUCAAUCACAGAUGUGGAUGAGAAUGCCCAGACCAUGUCAACACAAGUAAUACUUAGUAAUGCUUGGUACAAAGAUAAAGUCUAUUGGGAGCCUGACGAUUUUUGUGGCAUUUCCUCAAUUUCAGUUCAAAAAGAGUUAUUUUGGAUUCCAGACGCUGUCUUCAUGGAAAGCAUCAAGACAGAGUUUGCAUCAGAGUCUCCAUAUGUCACAUUAAACUGGAAUGGCUACUUUGUCAAGGUUGACAUUUUAUCUUUGACCACUGUCUGUAGCAUGGACUUGUACAGAUUUCCCUUUGACACACAAACCUGCGACCUAACUCUUCGAUCUUUAUCACUUAGAGAUAAAAUAGUAUUGGGAGACUGGUCCAGCGUAUCAUACCAACAGUCACUUCAGAUCCCAGGAGAGUGGCAACUUCUAGAUGUAAUAUCACAGGGCAAUCAUGAAGAAACCUAUGGACAUUUAUUAUUUCAGAUCACCAUAAAGAGGAAACCUCUUCUAUAUAUAUUCAACUUAAUUUUUCCAGUAUUUUGUUUCCUUGUGCUGGAUGUGGCAUCCUUUUUCAUAAAUGCAUCUGCAGGAGACAAGUUGAGUUUUAAAGUGACUUUACUGCUGUCCCUUUCCGUGUUACUGCAGAUUCCUACUGUCAGUGUAAUCCCAUUAAUUGGGAUUUACUCAUGUUCAAUUUUUGUACUUAUUGGCUUAAGCAUUCUGGAGACCAUCUUUGUGAAUAUUCUGAUUGUUAAAGGAAAAGAGACCGAAUCAGCAAUAUCAAUGGAAACCAGAGAUGUUGUAAAUGGUCAAGAUGGACACAGCACCGACAGUUUCGCCUUGGGUGGUGUAAGAGACCAUAUGGACACAGAUACCAGUGGAAAUGAAGAGUCAACAUGUACCAGUGACACUGGAAAGAGGGCCUCACUGUGCUGGACCAGAGCAGCAAAAAUAAUAGAUGUGACCUAUAAUGUUCUUUACAUAAUCACUGUUAUUGUGCUUCUGUCUGUUCUUGGCAAACGUUGGUUUCUGUAA
Messenger RNA from Paramisgurnus dabryanus, 1267 nucleotides. Its product is annotated as 5-hydroxytryptamine receptor 3A-like. Gene Ontology annotation, cellular component: membrane. Gene Ontology annotation, biological process: monoatomic ion transmembrane transport. The record is from RefSeq and is a predicted model, not a curated record. Lineage: Eukaryota; Metazoa; Chordata; Actinopteri; Cypriniformes; Cobitidae. Gene Ontology annotation, molecular function: transmembrane signaling receptor activity; extracellular ligand-gated monoatomic ion channel activity.